AUGGCUCAAGGCAAGGACAACUUCGUGAGCGAUGUUUGGCGCGAUGGCCUUUUCGAGAACAAGGUUGUCUACUGCACCGGCGGAAACGGCACCAUAUGCUCUGCUCAGGUCAAGGCACUUGUGUACCUAGGCGCCAACGCUUGCAUUGUUGGCCGUAACACGAACAAGUCAAAAGCAAUGGCGCAAGAGAUCGCGGCGGUGAGGUCUGGAGCCAGAGUCAUAGGCUUGGGGGGAGUGGAUGUGCGAGACGUCAAGGGGCUACAGGACGCAGCAGAUCGUUGUGUAGAGGAACUGGGAAGUAUUGACUAUGUCAUAGCUGGUGCUGCGGGGAAUUUCCUUGCGCCAGUACGCGAGUUGAGUCCCAAUGCCUUCAAGAGCGUCAUCGACAUUGAUGUCCUCGGGUCGUAUAAUACGGUCAAAGCUACGCUCCCGCACCUGAUCAGAAGCGCCUCCAAGAACAGUGUCAACCUCGUCAAUGACAUGAGCAGGUCUCAAAGUGCUGGUGGGAAAAUCAUUUUCAUCUCAGCAACAAUGCACUAUACUGGCACACCACUGCAAGCACAUGUCUGCGCGGCCAAGGCUGCUGUGGAUGCCCUCGCACACGCAAUUUGCAUCGAGCAGGGGCCUCUGGGAGUCACGAGCAACGUCAUUAGCCCCGGCCCAAUUGCAGAUACAGAAGGCACAAGUCGCUUGUUUACCGGAGAGAAACAAGCUCUCGUCAAGCAGAUACCAGCCGGAAGAUUGGGAUCCAUCAGAGACGUCGCUGAUGCAACCAUCUAUCUUUUCAGCAACGCCGGGAACUAUGUCAAUGGCGAGGUGCUGGUCGUCGAUGGCGGUGGAUGGCAUACCAAUUUCCAACCUAGUGUUGGCUCAUUUGUGUACCCCGAUUUCUUGCUUGGCAGGGAGGCCGUCACUGGAGUGAAAGGACUGAAGGAGAAAUUAUAA
Ilyonectria robusta is the source of this 945-nucleotide messenger RNA. Its product is annotated as oxidoreductase. Gene Ontology annotation, biological process: fatty acid catabolic process. NCBI's taxonomy places the organism in Eukaryota, Fungi, Ascomycota, Sordariomycetes, Hypocreales, Nectriaceae. Gene Ontology annotation, molecular function: 2,4-dienoyl-CoA reductase (NADPH) activity. The record is from RefSeq and is a predicted model, not a curated record. The transcript is spliced from 3 exons. Bases 1 to 945 code for a protein of 314 amino acids.